Durio zibethinus is the source of this 1650-nucleotide messenger RNA. RefSeq names its product large ribosomal subunit protein uL4-like. NCBI's taxonomy places the organism in Eukaryota, Viridiplantae, Streptophyta, Magnoliopsida, Malvales, Malvaceae. The record is from RefSeq and is a predicted model, not a curated record. Gene Ontology annotation, molecular function: structural constituent of ribosome. Gene Ontology annotation, biological process: translation. Gene Ontology annotation, cellular component: ribosome.
AUUCUCUACCAAAAACCCUUCGCCUCCUACACUCCCCAUCCCCACUCCCCCAACCCAAAAAAUGGCCGCUGCAGCCGUUCGCCCACUCGUUAAUGUCCAACCUUUGGAAGGAGACAUGGCCACCGACGUCGCCUCAACCGCUCCUCUCCCCGAUGUCAUGAAAGCCGCCAUCCGCCCUGACAUCGUCAGCCACGUCCACGACAACAUCUCCAAAAACAAACGUCAACCAUACGCCGUCUCCAAACGCGCUGGUCACCAAACCUCCGCCGAAUCCUGGGGGACUGGUCGAGCCGUCUCACGUAUCCCACGUGUUCCUGGUGGUGGUACCCACAGAGCUGGUCAAGGUGCUUUCGGUAACAUGUGUCGUGGUGGUCGUAUGUUUGCUCCAACUAAGAUCUGGCGUCGCUGGCACCGCAAAAUCAAUGUUAACCUGAAACGAUACGCCGUCGUUUCUGCUAUUUCCGCUUCGGCUAUUCCUUCUCUUGUGAUGGCGCGUGGACACCGAAUCGAGUCGGUUCCGGAACUUCCACUUGUGAUUUCGGAUUCGGCUGAGAGUGUUGAGAAGACUUCCGCUGCUAUUAAGGUGUUGAAACAGAUCGGGGCUUAUCCGGACGUCGAGAAGGCUAAAGAUAGCCAGGCCAUUCGUCCCGGAAAGGGAAAAAUGAGGAAUCGUCGCUAUAUUUCUCGGAAAGGGCCAUUGAUUGUGUACGGAACUGAGGGAGCUAAGCUUGUGAAGGCAUUCAGGAACAUUCCUGGCGUGGAAAUAGCCAAUGUGGAUAGGUUGAAUUUGCUCAAACUUGCGCCGGGUGGACAUUUGGGGCGCUUUGUGAUCUGGACUAAAUCGGCUUUGGAGAAGCUUGAUUCCAUCUAUGGGACUUUUGAUAAGUGUUCCGAGAAGAAGAAGGGAUACGUGCUUCCCCGUCCCAAGAUGGUUAAUGCUGAUUUGGCUAGGAUUAUUAACUCAGAUGAGGUCCAAUCGGUUGUGAAGCCGAUUAAGAAGGAUGUCAAGAGAGCCCCAAUGAAGAAGAAUCCCCUUAAGAAUUUGAAUGCUAUGCUGAAGCUUAACCCAUAUGCUAAAACUGCUAGGAGAAUGUCUCUUUUGGCUGAGGCUCAACGAGUCAAGGCCAAGAAGGAGAAGCUUGACAAGAAAAGGAAACCCCUCUCUAAGGAGGAGGCAGCUACAAUCAAGUCUGCAGGAAAGGCUUGGUACCAGACAAUGAUCUCUGAUAGUGACUACACCGAGUUUGAGAACUUCACUAAGUGGCUUGGUGUAUCACAGUAAUUUAGUACUAUUUGUUUUAUAAAUUACCUUGGACCAAUUUUUUUGUUAGUUGGUUUUGUUUUGUUGUUGAAUUUAUAUUUGCUGUUUGAGUUAUGGAUGAGUGGAGUGGAAAGCUGUACUUCCCUCUUUUUUGUCCAUUUUUCUGGCUAGGUGGAACAAUUUCCUUUACUUACAAUGAGAACAAGUAUUAAACAAUUUAGAACUGCAAGUUCCGUUUUGAUGAUGAAAUGCUUUUUCUUUGUCCGUGGUGUAGACUUGGUUACACUGGUGCUUGUGUUGCAAAGAUGUAAUUUUUAGUUGUUUGCUUCGAUUGCUAUGCCAUUGGCAUUAGUAAUCUUUGAGUUUCCUUAUAGCUGAUUGAAUGUUUA